UGCCAUAGUUCCAACGCAUCGAAGGUUAAUCAAAUUUUCAUGCUUUCCGUUCUGAUUCUCAGAAAUCAUGGCGUUCAUCAGAAACUCUUGUGCACUUGCAAAGCCACUUCUAUUUUAUGCAGACAAUACCACCCCUCUACUUACGCUACAUCCUCAUCUUCGCCUCGACCAACAUCUCAUCUUGCUUCUCAAUCAACUGUGAAAAUGGUGUGCGCAUUAGUAUGUGAUUCUUACUAUCAGCAAGCUCACAUGAGAGUGUCGCAUCCAAGUCUUAAUCUCAACGUGGAUGCGGAUUCCUUGACUCACGAGCAAGCCGUUACGGUAGUUGCUUCACUUGCAAGUGAAGCUGGAUCAAUGGUAGCAUUGAGUUUCUUGAACUGGGCAAUUGGAUUUCCGAAGUUUCGGCAUUUUAUGCGACUCUAUAUCGUUUGUUCAAUGUCGUUGAUUGGGAAUAGAAAUUUCGAGAAAGCCCAUGAAGUGUUGCGGUCUAUGGUGAAGAUUUUUGCUGAGAUCGGAAAGUUGAAGGAGGCUGUAGAUAUGGUGAUUGAAAUGCAUAAUCAGGGUUUGAUUCCCAGUACUCAAACAUUGAACUGGAUUUUAAAGGUCACUGGCGAAAUUGGGUUGGUUGAAUAUGCAGAACAAGUGCUCGAAGAAAUGUGUGUGAGAGGGGUUCGCCUAGAUUCUACAAGCUAUAAGUUGAUGGUUAUUGCAUAUUGUAAAAUAGGUAAUAUUUUUGAAGCUGAUAGUUGGUUAAGUGCCUUGCUUGAGAAGGGCUUUGUGAUUGAUAAUACAGCAUUUACAUUAAUAAUCAGAACCUUCUGUGACAAGGGUUUCACAAAUAGAGCGUCUUGGUAUUUUCAUAAACUAAGUGUUAUGGGUUUGAAGCCAAAUUUGAUUAAUUUCACAUCGAUGAUCGAAGGUUUAUGUAAAAGGGGAAGCGUCAAGCAAGCGUUUGAAAUGUUGGAGGAGAUGGUUCAUAAAGGUUGGAAGCCCAAUGUGUAUACACAUACAGCGUUGAUUGAUGGUCUUUGUAAGAAAGGGUGGACUGAGAAAGCAUUCAGACUUUUUCUUAAGCUUGUUCGGAGUGAAAAUCACAAGCCAAAUGUCCUUACUUAUACAGCAAUGAUAAGUGGGUAUUGCAGGGAUGGUAAAUUGAACCGGGCGGAAAUGCUUCUUCACAGAAUGAAGGAACAGGGAUUAGUCCCAAACACAAACACAUACUCAACACUUAUUGAUGGACACUGCAAAGAAGGUAACUUCGAUAGAGCAUAUGAAUUGAUGAAUAUAAUGAGCAAUGAGGGUUUUAUCCCGAACAUAUGUACAUAUAAUGCUAUUGUUGAUGGCCUUUGCAAGAAGGGAAGGGUACAAGAGGCUUACAAAUUGCUCAAGAAUGGUUUUCAUCACGGAUUGAAACCUGAUAAAGUCACCUAUACUAUUCUCAUAGCUCAACAUUGCAAACAGGCAGAUAUUAAUCAGGCUUUGGUGUUGUUCAAUAAGAUGGUGAAGAGUGGCAUUCAAGCUGACAUUUAUUCAUACACCACUUUAAUUUCAUCCUUCUGUAGGCAAAAGAGAAUGAAGGAAAGUGAGAUGUUUUUCAAUGAAGCUGUAAGAAUUGGACUAGUUCCAUCAAAGGAAACUUAUACGUCCAUGAUAUGUGGGUAUUGUCGGGAAGGAAAUUUAAGCUUGGCUAUGAAGUUUUUUCAUAGGAUGAGUGACCAUGGUUGUACUCCAGAUAGUAUUACUUAUGGUUCUCUUAUUAGUGGUCUUUGCAAAGAGUCUAAGUUGAACGAAGCUCGUGUUUUGUAUGACACCAUGACAGAGAAAGGGCUUAUCCCAUGUGAAGUUACUCGGGUCACUUUGGCUUAUGAGUAUUGCAAGACAGAUGACUGUGGCUCUGCGAUGGUGAUCCUCGAAAGGCUGGAAAGAAAGCUCUGGAUUCGAACAGCUAAUACAUUGAUCAGGAAACUAAGUAGUGAGAGAAAACUUGCCAUGGCAGCCAUGUUCUUUCAUAAGUUGGUAGACAUGGAUCCCAAUGUCAAUAGAGUAACAUUAGCCGCCUUUAAGACAGCAUGCUAUGAGAACAAUAAGUAUGCUCUUGUUUCUGAUUUGACUGCAAGGUUAUAUAAGGAAAAAUCGUCUUGCAGUCCAAGCCAAUAAGAAAAUUUGAAAUAUAAAUUCUUGUUGUUAAAUAUCCCAAUGUCAUAGAAUGUUGCAUUUUGUUGUUAAAUAUCUUGUUGGAAUCAUAAUUCCAGUUAAUGAAAAUUCUAUUAAGAUUUUGCGGCUUCU
This is a messenger RNA of Neltuma alba, 2286 nucleotides long. Its product is annotated as pentatricopeptide repeat-containing protein At4g19890-like. The record is from RefSeq and is a predicted model, not a curated record. NCBI's taxonomy places the organism in Eukaryota, Viridiplantae, Streptophyta, Magnoliopsida, Fabales, Fabaceae. Bases 40 to 2157 code for a protein of 705 amino acids. The transcript has a single exon. Gene Ontology annotation, molecular function: protein binding.